Messenger RNA from Prunus mume (Japanese apricot), 1497 nucleotides. The record is from RefSeq and is a predicted model, not a curated record. Lineage: Eukaryota; Viridiplantae; Streptophyta; Magnoliopsida; Rosales; Rosaceae.
AUGCGAAUGGUGCUUGAAGGAUUAUUGUCCAUGAAAAGGAAGACCGUAGAGGAAUGGAGACGUGUGCUUGAAAACAUCGACUGGCACCUGAUUGACGCUCAAGAUCGUGUUUCUGCAGUUUUAGCUCUAAGCUACAAUGAUUUGCCUUUCUGCUUAAAAUCAUGUUUUCUCUAUUUGGGUCUUUUCCCUGAGGAUUCCUCUAUAUCGAAGAAAAAGUUGAUACAUUUGUUGGUUGCAAAAGGAUUCUUACCACAACAAGGAGAAGAAGCUGCGGAAGGUGUUGCCGAAAAUUGCUUAAACGAGUUGGUUGAUAGGUGCAUGAUCCAGGUAGGAACACUAACCUCACUUGGAAGUCUUAAAGUCGUUCACAGGCAUGAUGUUCUCAGAGACUUCUCUAUCUCCAAGGGCAAAGAGGAAAGUUUUCUUGAAAUUUAUAGUGGGCGGAAAAUUGAAUCGCCAACAUCACAAAAGGCCAAAUCUCGAAGGCUUGCAAUCCAUGGUGAACAUGAUCUGCAGGUUUUUCUAAAUCUGUAUGCCCCCUACUUACGUUCCCUUCUAUUUUUCAACAUAGGGUAUUCAGAAUGUGGCUUUAUUUUCAAGGACUUCAAGUUACUCAAGGUUCUAGAUGGUGUUCCCAUGCCAUCUCGAGCACUAAGUGCUGUAGGAAGCCUAAUUCAACUGAGGUAUCUAGGAGUAUUAAUGAGAGUGGAUAUGGAGAAAAUCGAGCUACCUCGAUCAAUUAGAAAACUGAAGAAUCUACAGACACUUAAAGUAGAAGAUUAUGACAAGUAUUGUGUACGUAAUGUAUAUUGGUGUUGUAUCCCCAAUGUUAUUUGGAAGUUGAAGAAUUUGAGACAUUUGCUCCUCGUCCAUGGAGCUCGCGCAAUGAUUAGGUUGGAUACCUUAAACAAUUUAAGGACCCUAAAAAAUGUACAUAGUGGAAGAGGGAUGGAAGAUGGUGGUCUGGCCAGCAUGACUAAUUUGCGACGACUGAAGAUGGUAGUAUUAGCGAAAGAACAUUUAAACUCAGUGGUUUCCAACAUAGAAAGAUUGCAUUGCCUUGAAUCCUUGUCGCUGGAAUUCGCGGGAUCAUUUCCAACAACAAUAAACAUUUCUCAUUUGGAGCAUCUCCACAAGCUCAAUUUGGAUGGGGAAAUAAAGAAGCUACUUGAUCCACAACAAUUCCCACCAAACCUCGUCAAGCUAACUCUAAGGUCUUCCUAUCUCGAGGAAGAUUCAAUAGUUAAGCUUGGGAGCUUGCCAAACCUAAAGAUGCUUCUCUUGGGAUUAAACUCAUGGAACUGGACAAAACUGGUUUGCUCCUCCUCAGAAGGGUUUCCUCAAUUGCACAUUCUACAUUUACAAUGUUUAUGGUUUUUAGAGGAAUUGAUAGUGGAAGAAGGGGCAAUGAUGAAGCUCAAGAACCUAAAGAUAGACCGCUGUCCAAGAUUGCGAAAGAUUCCAGAACGAUUUAAGUUAUUGACUACAUACUCUUGA